This is a messenger RNA of Opisthorchis viverrini, 300 nucleotides long. RefSeq lists its product as hypothetical. Gene Ontology annotation, cellular component: nucleus. NCBI's taxonomy places the organism in Eukaryota, Metazoa, Platyhelminthes, Trematoda, Opisthorchiida, Opisthorchiidae. The annotation marks the transcript as partial. The transcript has a single exon. The record is from RefSeq and is a predicted model, not a curated record. Gene Ontology annotation, biological process: cell development; regulation of transcription by RNA polymerase II; neuron differentiation. Gene Ontology annotation, molecular function: DNA-binding transcription factor activity, RNA polymerase II-specific; RNA polymerase II cis-regulatory region sequence-specific DNA binding.
AUGACCUUGACACAAGUUUCAACUUGGUUUGCAAACGCUCGCCGAAGACUGAAGAAGGAGAAUAAAAUGACCUGGACACCCAAACAUCGUGGAGAAGAAACAAACGAUGAUGACGUUGAUGCUGAUAUGGUUGCAUCUGAUGAAGAUUUCAACACCCUGGACGAAGACACAAGUCUCACGAAUACGGACUCAUGUCAGCACGAACAUUCUGAGUCGGAUGAAAAGCAGGCUGGAUCCCAACGAUCCAAAGACCAGGAGUUUCAUUCUGGCGUUAAUGAGACGAACAUUAAUGGGAAUUUU